This is a messenger RNA of Cynara cardunculus var. scolymus (artichoke), 1560 nucleotides long. Its product is annotated as leucine-rich repeat extensin-like protein 3. The transcript has a single exon. Bases 1 to 1560 code for a protein of 519 amino acids. Gene Ontology annotation, molecular function: protein binding. Lineage: Eukaryota; Viridiplantae; Streptophyta; Magnoliopsida; Asterales; Asteraceae. The record is from RefSeq and is a predicted model, not a curated record.
AUGGAACAUACACGUUGCGUCCUCCGUACAAUCAUCCUCAUUGUUAUAUAUGUCUCGGCUGUUCAUGGCAGCAGCCGCCGCCACCACCGAAGACUGUUGUUGGACGCCAGAGAUGCUACUACACUCGUUUCUGACCCAUCUCUAAGUUUCGAAAACGUACGAAUCAGAAAUGCCUACAUCGCUUUACAAGCAUGGAAGGAAGUCAUCGUAUCCGAUCCACAUGGUGUCACCACCAAUUGGGUCGGAUCUGAUGUCUGCAACUACACAGGUGUUUUUUGUUGGGAAAGCAUUGACAACCCUAAAGAACGCACUGUGGCCGGAAUUGACCUCAACCACCAACAUUUGGCCGGCCACCUCCCGGACCACCUAGGCUUGUUGUAUGAUCUAGGUCUCUUUCAUAUUAACUCAAAUCGGUUUUGUGGGAAACUUCCAAAAAGUUUCUUGAACUUCAAGAUACUUACGGAGCUUGAUCUAAGCAAUAACCGGUUUGUCGAAAACUUUCCUCAGUUUGUUUUGGAACUCCCAAACCUCAAGUAUCUUGAUAUUCGGUUUAACGAAUUUGAAGGUAAGCUUCCUGAAGAACUUUUCAGCAAGAAUCUCGAUGCUAUACUUGUAAAUAACAAUAGGUUUUCAUCUAACAUACCGGAAAACAUUGGGAGUUCACCGGCCUCGGUGAUUGUUCUUGCGAACAACAAGUUUACCGGAUGUGUUCCUUCGAGUGUCAUGAAUAUGUCUAAGACAUUGAACGAGUUGGUACUGAGAGACAACGGACUCGACGCUUGUAUUCCUGAAACAAUUGGGAAGUUGAAGAAUUUAACUGUGUUAGAUUUGAGUGAUAACAGGAUAAAAGGUGAGUUGCCAGUGAGUAUCGAGGAAAUGGUGAGCUUGGAGGAUUUGAAUGUGGCUCAUAAUAUGUUAUCAGGAAAGAUUUCUGAGAGGUUGUGUUUGCUUCCUAAUUUAGAGAACUUUAGAUAUGAAUAUAACUUCUUUGUGAAUCAAAGUGAUAAUUGUUCGAAACUGGCCGAUUUUAAUGAUAGAAAGAAUUGUUUUGGAGGGAGGCCAGACCAAAGAUCGAAUUCGCAAUGUAAAUUGUUCCUUUCUCGACCAUCGAAUUGUAGCGCUUUCACGUGUAACCAGCCACCACCGGCGUUCUCCCCUCCUCCCGUUGUUCCACCACCGACAAUGCCUAUUUCUCCACCAACAUCGCCAUCAUCUCCGCCAACAAAACCUCCAUUACCAUCACCAUCACCAUCAUCUCCGCCAACACUUGCUCCAUCACCAUCACCAUCACCAUCACCAUCACCAUCAUCAUCACCAUCACCAUCACCAUCACCAUCAUCUCCGCCACGAAUGGCACUUCCUCCUUCACCCGCACCCUCAUCUCUACCAGUACCAACACCUCCAUCACCAUCUCUAGCACCAUCACCAUCAUCGCCUCCACCACGACCACGACAAUUACCAUCACCAACCCCAACAUCCCAACCAUCUCUACAAUUACCAUCAUUAUCACCAACAACAUCAUGUGACGAAUCAAAACUUCCACAAUCUCCACCUUCGUAA